Pristis pectinata (smalltooth sawfish) is the source of this 5106-nucleotide messenger RNA. RefSeq names its product MOB kinase activator 1A. Gene Ontology annotation, molecular function: protein kinase activator activity. The transcript is spliced from 6 exons. Gene Ontology annotation, biological process: hippo signaling; positive regulation of protein phosphorylation. The coding region runs from base 181 to 831 and encodes 216 amino acids. Lineage: Eukaryota; Metazoa; Chordata; Chondrichthyes; Rhinopristiformes; Pristidae. The record is from RefSeq and is a predicted model, not a curated record. Gene Ontology annotation, cellular component: nucleus; cytoplasm.
GAGGUUCCGUGGCCUGAGGUGGAGAGUUGGUCAAGUUUUUUUUGUUUCUGACGGGGGGUUUUGUAGUUGUCGCUGGAAGCAGCUCCUGUCCCCUUAAAGUCAUCCGGAUUGUAAUGUCUGUGCCAGUUAUACUCUAACCCGACUUUUCUGCUGAUCUUGAGUGGAGCAAACUAGAAGAAAAUGAGCUUCCUUUUUGGGAAUCGAAGUAAUAGAACUUUCAAACCAAAAAAGAACAUUCCUGAAGGUUCACACCAAUAUGAGUUGCUAAAGCAUGCUGAAGCAACCUUGGGCAGUGGUAAUCUUCGUCAGGCUGUCAUGUUACCAGAAGGCGAGGAUCUUAAUGAAUGGAUUGCCGUCAAUACUGUGGACUUCUUCAACCAAAUCAACAUGUUAUAUGGAACAAUAACGGAGUUUUGUACGGAACAAAGCUGCCCUGUUAUGUCAGCAGGGCCAAGAUAUGAAUACCACUGGGCUGAUGGCACAAACAUUAAAAAGCCAAUCAAAUGUUCUGCUCCAAAGUACAUUGAUUACCUUAUGACAUGGGUACAGGACCAGCUUGAUGACGAGACCCUCUUUCCUUCAAAGAUAGGGGUUCCCUUUCCUAAAAACUUCAUGUCUGUGGCUAAGACCAUCCUGAAGCGACUGUUCAGGGUCUACGCUCACAUUUACCACCAGCAUUUUGACUCUGUGAUGCAGCUGCAGGAAGAGGCUCACCUCAACACUUCCUUCAAGCACUUCAUCUUUUUUGUUCAGGAAUUCAAUCUGAUUGACAGGAAAGAACUUGCUCCUCUUCAAGAUCUAAUUGAAAAACUUGGAUCAAAAGACAGAUGAUUUGUCUCUCUGUUUUCCACAUCAGCGUGAUCUUAGUGCUUCUUUUUCUACCUUCAAGAUCCCCAUUUUCUGCACAUACACAGUAUGAUGUGUGAUCAUUGUGAGCAUGCUCUGUGGAAAAAUCCAUUGUCUCUGUUGUUGUUAAGUAGUACUUUUGAUAUUUUUGUGAAUAACUUCCAAAAUGCACGUUCAUAAGUUGUUGGUUCUAGCCAUACGUCAGUGUUUUAGGGACCUUGCCAUUCAAUGACGUUGAAAGGCUCAAGGUGCACGAAUAUUCCAUCUAUUUCAUUAAGGAUAUUGCAGUAUUGAUUCUCUGCCCUUAGAAGUAAUGUGUACACACAUACUCUGCAUUCAUCAAAAUCAGAUAGUGAAGCAUAGUAAAGAUGUUUAGGAGAAGAAAAUAUUGCUGCAAAAAUUUAAUUAAUUUGGAUUAUUGGCUGAUGGAUUUGUAGUGUAGUUUUCCUAGUUCCACCUACCUCCAAUUUUUUUUUGUAUUAAUUUGAGGGAAGAUGGAAAACUAAUGAUUCUUGACCUUGAGCUAGAAACAAACUGGAACUUGUGCAGUUUGAAUGUAUGUUUUAAAUGAGUUGAUUUGCAGUAUGACUGCGAGUUGCUCAUGCUGCAAAUAGGCAAGUUAAUUGUAGACUAGUUAAUUGUACACAGUCUCUAAAUGUACUGUUUGGAUUUAAAAGACAGUGAAUGAUUUUGUACUUUUAUGUCAGUGUACAUUCACUUCUCUAAUGUUAUUAUGUGUGUUUUUUGAUUGGCCAUUUGAGGCAUGUUUGUAGAUGGCCAGUGCAGUUAACAUAGAAAGCCCUCACUUUCACACAUGACUUUUUAUUUUACAAUAAGCCAACUUUAAUUUUUUUUUACACUUGUUAUUCCAAUUUAAUCAGUACAUCACCUUAUUGCAAGUUAUAGGUUUGAAUUUGAUGGUGAAUAUGUUAAUUUCCUGCUUGAACAGUGUCACAAUUUAAUACAAUACCACUAGUUUAUUUCCUCACCCCAUCCCCACAAAAACUUCCCCAUUGAUUACAGUAUUGAACAGUUAACAUACUGCCUGCAGCCAGCUGAUGGUUGUAUGAAUCCACCCUUCGGUCUAAGCUUUUUUUUUAUUGCUUUGGUUUACGAUGGCACAUAUUCUGGCCAAAUGGGGUUUCCAAUUGUCACUUGGUUUGGCUGUCUUAUAUCUGCAGUCUUGGAUUUAUAACACAGAGCAUGUACAGUUGCAUAUUGUGAACACUGUGUUGCCUUUUACUUCUAAUGUUAUUAGAUGCACUUUGGGGACUGUGCCCAGUUGCCUUAACUAGACUACUUUUUCAAAACUCGGUCAGUCAUGCUUUACUAUUGAAAAUGUUUUUAAAAGUUUUUACACAUUGAGGUGAAUAAAGGCAACUUUGCAGCAUGUUGUAACUUUUUACUUGUGGUUGCAUUGUAGCAAAUAGUUUUGGGGCAAGGGGAUUUUUUUAAAAAUCUAGCAAUAAUUAGCUUAAGAUAAAUGGCAUUUUUAUUCUAAAUAACAUUGGUGACUACUGAAAACAACCACUUGUCAGACGUAAGGAUCUUCAUAUUUUGCGGCAGACUCCUAUGUAAUUCUCCUUUAUAGCAUUGGAGAAGGAUUGGUAUUUCAGUCAGUUAGCGCUCCUCUGUUCAAAUGUUGCUGUUAGUGUACAUUUAUUUUUGUUUUGGUGCAAUGUUGAGCAUAGUAAAGGGGAAGGGUGGGAAGGAAAGUAAAUUUUAAGUGUAGUAUUUUUGAUGUUGACAGGUUCCUCCAAAUUUCAAGGUAAAAUAACUUUCAGUUUUAUCAGCCUAUUAAUGUCAAGAAGCUCCCAUGACAGCUAUCACACAUUUUCCUGGCAAAUCCUCUUAAUUGGGAAGGACUGGCAGUAAUCACAUUCCCUGGAUUGUAAGUAUUGCUCAGAUGCCAAAUUCAUAUUUGUGUGAAUUUUACAAAGUUAAAUUUCCAGUUUUUAUUGAUCUCAACUGUAGGGGGCUGUAAUGAUUGUCUAAAAUAUGGGCAAGAUCAGCACAGGAUUUUGGUUCCUGCCGUGAAGCAGAGAGUUGACUCCUACUAGAAGCUGAAAUCAAGAUUUGAUGUUGGCAGUGAAGCUCUUGCAGUGAAAUAACCCAGUAAUAUCUUGCACAAGUGGUGACUGACUUCUCGAGGGCUACUGGUCCAUGUCAAACUGAUCUCCAGAAGCAAGAACAUAAGGGAGAAAGUUGAAGUACUGAUUUUGGAAACUGGGGACAGUAUCAGUUUUCAAAGUGUUUGGUUUCUGUUGAGCAUUGGGAGCCGUCAUCUUAAAACAUGCUGUAUCAGAACCUCCAGGCAAGAGAACAUAACAUUAACAGUUUUUAUUGAGACAACAUUUUGCAAUGUCCCUUCCAAAUGAAUUCUUUUUUUUGCUUAUCAGAGAGAACUUGCAGGAUGGACACAAUGAGUUGACCGAAUUUUGUGAUUGAGAUUUCCAGAUUCUGGUUUAGAAAAUGACUAGGAAAUGGACUUUCCCAAGGUUGGAAGAACAAGUCUACUUGUUUGAUAUGAAGUUUGAUUCUUCACUUUACAGAUGUAGGCAAUCCAAGAUGACUGAGUUUCUGACCCAUGACCAAGAAUCAUAAAACUGAAACCAAUGAGUUUUGAAGAGAUUUCUACAGAAUACUCUUAAUUCUUAAAACCUGAAGUUUUUGUUUUUCAGAUCACGGGAUGGUGCAUUUCUUAGGCUAAUUUUUUACAUUUGAAUUUGAAAUACCAUUGAUUUAUGUUUUUGAUAAAAGAUCUGAUAAUUGUCAUGUUGGAAUUUUGGUACACUGUAAUUUUUAAAGCUUGCUUGUAUCUCUUGGGAAGAGGGUAAUUUUGGUAAAGAAUUUAUGCACAUCUGUUUGACCAGAGUUGCACUUGCAGUAUAUAAACCAAGGUUUGUUGCAAACUAAGAACCAAUAAAUUUAAGUACAGCAUACUGUAAUUGUCAAUUUAUUACCUACUUGUGAAUCAGCAGAAGAAAUGUCCCAGUGGUGACUUCAAAACACUUCCCUUCUUAAAUUAUAUUAAUUUAAAGGGGAAUAAAUAUCACAUGUGAAGGAGGAACAUACUUGGUCUUCACAUGUUAACCAGCAAAGAUAAACUGGUUUGUGUUAAAUGAACAAAUCUGAUAGAUUUUGAGUCUUGAAGGAAGAAAUCCAGAGUUAACAUUACUUAAUCCCUGAAGUCCAGUGAAUCUAAAUUAAGCCAGAAACUGUCUGUAUAGUAUAGUAUUGUCAAAUCCACAUCAUUAUGCAUAACUCCUUGAUCUUCCUUGCAGGAAAUGAUAGUGAUGUUAUAAUGUUAAAUAAAGCCUACUCUGCUUUUAGAAACAUUUCUGUUUAAUGGUUUGGCACUUGGUCUCGGUUGCCAUUUUAAGGUUCUGCAUUCCUACCUUUUAAGAUACUGUACAGCAAAGUGUGUAUUUGAAUUUUAGCUGCUUGAGGGUAAAUUAAUUUGGCUAAAAUAGACAUCUUAUUUUUUUCCCUCCAUCAGCUAUACAAAAUAUGUCCUGUUUAAGGUCAGUUGACCAAUCUAAUACUCCUGAAGAAAGGAAUACAUCUUUGUAGUGUCACUGCCAAAUUUGAACAGAGGGCAGUGUUGACAUAUGGUUAGUCGUUCGAUCAGGAUUGCCACAAAUGCAUUUUGCAGAUCUUCCAACACGUCAUUUGUGUAUCAAGUGACUCCAGUGGGCAUGCCUGGUUCCAACUUGAUUCAAAAUCGGAACAGUCCUGCUCAGUAAGGCAUCAACACUCACAACUCAAAAUAUGGUCUGGCAAUCCAUGUUAAGAUAGAUGUGGCAUACAUCUGUAUGUUGAAAAGAAUGCUUUGGUCCUGUCCAAAUUAUUUACCUGUUUUAGAUGCCGUUCAAACUUUCACUAACAAAGGAUCAAAUUCGAGUUGGGUUCCAAAAAUUUCACCUGUAUGAAACUGCAAGAUGUAUCAAGUUCUGUGGCUGUAUAAGAGCUACUCCUUGAGAGUUGUCCAAAUACUUUCUGAAUGUGUCACUCGGCAAUAUGUAUGCUGAACCUAAAAUUCUUCAAGCAGUCCUUUCAGAUUGUGGCAAAGCUCAAGAUCCUAAGCUUUAAGAACUCGGUUGAAAGCCAGCAUGGUAGCUGUUUUUGUUUCCUGUUUUGUUGAUAUUUUGCUUGCCUCUAGAAAUCCUCCAUUUAAUUUUUAUGUGUAUACAUGAUGGAACAUAAAUUACAUUUGAAUUUACAUUUUAAAAUUAGUACAAAUAAAAUGAUUGGAGCCAA